This is a messenger RNA of Chlamydomonas reinhardtii, 5472 nucleotides long. RefSeq lists its product as uncharacterized. Bases 127 to 4638 code for a protein of 1503 amino acids. The transcript is spliced from 10 exons. The record is from RefSeq and is a predicted model, not a curated record. Gene Ontology annotation, molecular function: protein binding. NCBI's taxonomy places the organism in Eukaryota, Viridiplantae, Chlorophyta, Chlorophyceae, Chlamydomonadales, Chlamydomonadaceae. Gene Ontology annotation, biological process: deadenylation-independent decapping of nuclear-transcribed mRNA. Gene Ontology annotation, cellular component: P-body.
CUGUGCAUACUGUACACGUUGUUCUAAAGACAAAUUGUGUCGAUCUGUGCCUGGCCAUAGGCGCUUGACCAAAAACUUAGGCUUUUGCCUCUGCCGGGGGUCCUUCCCCGAUAGAGGAGCUGAAACAUGGGCUUCGAGCUCAUGGGAUGGUUGCAGCAGAAGCAAGCGGAGCAGCAGCAAGGGGCCGCGACCACAGACGCCGCUCCUGCCGCACCCGGCGCGCCGGCCGCUCCGGCACCUUCUGCACCGCCCUCUGUACCGCCCGCAGCCGGUGCCAGCCCUGCACUCGCGACUCCCGCCGGCACCAGCCGUAUCACCGCGCCGCACAGCCAGGCUGCUGCGGCGCUGGCCGCAGCGCUGUCGGGAGGGCUGCCGGAGAAGAAGCAGCUGCAGCCGCACGGCACGCCCAUCACGCCACACCAGGAGGUGCUGGAGUUGGAGCGUGGCAAGGGCGACUCGUACGACUCGCUGAUGGUCUCAAAGAUCGCCAACGUGAAAAGUGAGAUCAGCCGGCGCCACGGGCACGCCAUCGCGGUGGACGCCAACUACAUUUGCUACGGCCUCAAGGGCGGCCAGAUCCGCAUCCUCAACCGCCACACCGGCGCGCGCACGCUGCUCAAGGACCACGCCGCGCCCGUCACCGACCUGCGGUUCUUCCGCCACGACGCCGAGCGCUGCCUGCUGGCGUCCGUGGACACAACCGGCCAGGUGCACGUCCGCAAGGUGUAUGAGGAGGACACCGGCGGCGAGGACACGCAGGUCCGUGAUGAGAUCCUGGCCCGCCACGAGCUGCCCAUCCCCACCUCCGGCCCCGCCGCGCACCCGCCCGCGCGCCUGGCCUGGCACCCCACCUACGACUUUGUCCUGGCCGUGGCCGCCGGCCCCACCAUCUACUUCAUCAACGUCCCGCCCACCGCCGACGUGGCGGCGGCGCCCGAGUACGCGGCGCCGGUGGCGGCGGCGCGCAGCGCCGACGGCGCCACGCUCAUCACUAACGUGGCGUUCUCGCCCGACGGGGGCCUGCUCGCGGCGGGUGACGCGGCCGGGUACGUGUCGGUGUGGGCGCUGACGGCGGACCAGCUGGAUCCAGCCCUGAUUCAACCGCUGGCGCCGGAGCCCGACAUCCGGUUCCAGGCGUACGAGGAGGCCGCCGGCUCCGCCAGCGGCGGCUCCGCCGGCAGCGCCGACGGCGGCGCGGCGGCCGGCGAGGGCGCCGCCGCGGGUGCGGUGGUGUCCUUGCAGUGGCUGACGCGCGGCGGCGGAGCUGCCGCCGCGGGUGCCAACGGUGCUGAGGGCGGCGCGGCGGCGGCCGCGGACGCUGCCGGCCCGCGGGUGCUGCUGACCGGCGACGGCGUGAACGCGCACGUGAAGCUGUGGGCUGUGGACCUGUCGUCCAAGCCCACAUGCACGCACGCGCUGCGCCUGGUCAGCGCCGCCGGCGGCGGCGCCGCCGCCUUCUUCAACCACCUGGAGACCCAACCGCUGUACGACUGCGUCGUACUGGCCAACGAACUCCGCAGCCACGUGUGUGUGCUGCACGUGGACCUGGGCGCCGGCGGUGCCGCCGCCGGCGUCAGCGACGGCGGCGCCUCGCCUUCGGCGGCGGCGGUCGCCGCCGGCGCGCACUUCGACUACUGCACCGAGUUCAACCUGGCGAUGCCGGUGCUGUCGGCGACGCUGGUGCCGGAGGUGUUUGUGGACGAGGCGACGGAGGCGGACGCGUUCCACAUGUACACGAUCCAGGGCGAGGCCGUACAGCAGUACACGCUCGUGCCGCAGCUAUGCUUCCCCUGCGCGCCCGCCAGCGGAGAGGCGGCGGCGGCGGACGGCGCCGGCGGCGCCGCCGACCAUGGCCACCACGCGCACGCGCCGGCGUCUUCCUCCACGUCGCACGGGCGCGGGCACACCGCGGACGGAGGCGCGGCGGGCUCGUCGGUGCUGACGCCUGUGGUCCGGGACCCGCUGGCGGCGCUGCUGGCGGGGCACGCCGCCGGCGUCGGCGCCGUGCCCAAGCCGAAGGAGGUGGAGCCGAGCGAGGCGGCGACGGCGGUGGUGGCGGCUGUGCCGCCGGCGCCCGCGCCCACGCCGGCGACGGGGACGGGGACCACGGUCACGCCAGCGACGUCGGCGCCGGCGCCGCUGGUGGGCAUGCCCUCCGACGUGUCGGACGCGACCAGCCCGCCGGCGGCUGCCGACGCCGCGCCAAGGGUCGCCGUGUCGGCGCCAGCGGCGCCCGGCAAGGCGGCGGCGGCGCCCGAGGUGUCGCCGCUGGGUGGCCGGGCCUCGCUGCUGCUGACACCCAGCCAGCUAAUGCAAUCGGCGGCCGCUGCCGCGGCGGCGCGUAGCGCAACCACCUCCAGCGCUGGCGCGGGUCCCAGCAGCGGCAGCGCGCCGCCAGCGCCAGCGGUGCCGCCACCAGCGGCACCGUCGCCGCCAGCGCCGUCCGCCGCUACGGUGGCGCUGCUCGGCGCCGCCGGCUUCGGCUCGGCCGGCGGCGCGGCGGCGGCGGCAGCUGCUGCCGCGGCGGCGGAUGAUGGCUACAGCAUCAUGACGACGGCCGGCGGCGACAACGAGUCGGUGGGGAUGACAAGCAGCCUGCCGACGCCGUCGGCCAUGACGCCAGUGCUGUCGGACGCCAACCUGUCAGCCACGGCCGCCGCGGCGGAGGAGGCGGAGGUGGCGGCGGAGGCCGAGGCCGAGGCGGAGGCCUCAGCCGCCGAGGCGCUGGCGGCGGUGGCGGCGCUGCCGACGCAGGCGCCGCCGACGUCCAUGCCGCCGCUGCCGUCGGCACAGCUUGUGCGCAAGGUGUCGCAGGGCAAGACGUACGUCCUCAUGCCUGGGCAGCAGCCCGGCAAGGGCGACGCCGUGCGCGAGGUAACGGCGGCGGCGGUGACGCAGCCGCUCUCGACUGCAGCUGCCGCCCCGGUCCCUGCCCCCGCCCCUGCGGCGGCGCCGGUUGCUGCCGCACCUGAGGCGGCCUCGACAAGCGGAGCGGUGGCGGCGCCGGUGGCGGUUGACGCGGCCGCCAUGGCGGCGUUUGCAGCACUGCUCGAGCAGGUGAGCGCCGGCCAGCGCGAGGUGCUGAAGCUGGUGCAGGCCGAGGGGCGCCGCAGCGCCGCCGCCAGCAAGGCCGCGGCGGAGGCGGCGGCUGCAAAGGCGGCGGAGGCGGCGGCUGCAAAGGCGGCGGAGGCGGCGGCGGCAAAGGCGGCGGAGGCGGUGGUCAAGCGCGCGGCCGAGGAGCGGCGCAAGGAGGCGGCGGAGCUGCAGAAGGCCAUGGCGGCGGUCAUUGCCGGCGUGACCAAGGACCUGUCCCAGCGCGUGGCGGACGCCGCCGCCGCCACCACCUCCGCCGUCAAGGCCGCGCUCGGCCCUGCCGUCCGCGCCGCUGUGGCGGAGGCGCUGCCCGCCGCACUGUCCACACACGCCGCGCAGUCCGCCUCGGCCUCGGCCUCCGCGCUGGAGCGCGCGCUGGGCUCGCAGCUGGCGGCGUCGCUACCGCGCGCGGUGGCGGACGGCCUCGGCGCCGCCUUCACUGGCGCUGUGGUGCCGCCGGUGGAGCGCGCGACGGCGGCCAUGUUCGGCCAGAUGGAGGCGGCACUGCGCGCCGGGCUGGAGCAGCACCUGUCGCCGCUGGCGCCGCUGAGCGGGCUGAGUGGGCAGCUCAAGGACGCGGCGGGCCAGGUGGCGGCGGCGGCCAAGCAGCUCAAGGGCGAGGCCGGCGCGGCGCAGGCCGCCGCCGCCACCGCCGCGCGCGCGGCCACCGCCGCCGCCGCGGCGGCAGCGGAGGCCGGCAAGGCGGUGGCGGCUGCGCCGGCGGCCGCGGCGGCUGCGCCGGCGGCACCGGCGCUAGCGCCGGCGCCUUCGGCCGCUCCUAGCAAGAGCGGGAAGGGUGGGAAGGAGGAGAAGGCCGACAAGGGUGACAAGGGCUCUCGCGGCGGCGCGGACGCAGCGGCGGUGACAGCGGCAGCCGCCGCCGCGGCGGCGGCCGCGGCGACCGCCGCCACUGCCACCCCCAGCAGCAAGCCCGCAAACAAGCAGGCGCCGCCGCCGGCACCUGUGGUGGCGCCGCCGGCGCCCGCGCCCGCGCCGGCCCCCGCGCCGGCACCUGCGCCUCCGGCUCCCACCGCGGCGCUGACGCCAGCGGCCUCCACGACCAGCAGCUCGGCGUCGGCGCCAGUGGCGCCACCAGCGGCGGCGGCGGCCGCGCCUGCCGAGGUCGACCCAGUGCUUCGACAGCAGAUCGACGGCCUGCUCAAGGCGGGCGAUGUGAACAGCGCGAUGUCGCGCGUGCUGGAGCUGCAGGACCUUCCGCUGGUGCUGUGGGCCUGCCGCGAGGCGGGCGGCGCCGGCAUCCUGGCGGCGGAGCCGUGCCCGCUGGCGCAGCCCACGCUGCUGUCGCUGCUGACGUUCCUCUCCUUCGACCUCAGCGCCGACGUGGACCUCAAGCUGGGCUGGAUCGACGCCAUCCUAAAGCGCCUGGAUGUGCGCGAGCCCGGCCUGGCGCCCCACAUUAGGAGCGUGCUGGACAACGUGAAGCAGACGCUGGUGGGCAUUGCGCGCGGCGGCACCGGCCCCACCGCCGCCAAGGCCAAGUCGGCGGUGCACCAGGUCAUUGGCCUCAUCACCAUGCUGUCGUGAGGAGGAGGAGGAGCAGGAGGACGAGCAGGAGGAGGAGGCUGAAGUGGUGAGGCAGUGAACCGGCGGUAGGCAUGGAGGAUGCUAACGGUUGUACAUGCAGGGAAAAUGGUGUGGAAAUGCUCCGGUGGGGUGUCCGUGGGUGGGUGCGGGUGAGUGGGUGGGGGCCGGACCAGUUUGGAUUUUGAGCUAUGACCAAAUGCGCGCAAAGGUUACAUGGGUACGCGCAACGAAUCUAACACUGUGGGGAAGGUGCAGCCGUGGAGAGCGCUCUCUCUCUGGCACUUUGCAUGGGAUUGUGGGGUUCACGUUCGGACGCGUGAACUUCCGGGAACACCAUGAUGGAUAGCAUCAGCUUUGCAGGUAGGUUGCCUAAAAUGCAAUGACAAGGCUGGCCGACUUCAGAAUCAUUCGAUGGGAGGAGGCAGGAACACGACCUGUUAGGCGACACAGUGCAUGGGGAGGAUUGUAGAAACAUCAUGCUGCAAUGCAGCCGCCUGCAGGGCAGCCGUAGUGACUUGGAGUUGGAGGCAAACACCUGAGGGUGAAGGUCGGGUAUAAGCAUGUAAGGCACCACUACUCCAGCACUUAGCGGCACUGCCGGAAUCGUGUGUACACGGCACGAUAGGGGAAUUAUAAGGCCAUGAUGAAUGGGAAUAAAUGGCUAAUUGGCAGGUAGGAUGUCUGAGAUGCGGGAACAAGGAGGUUGGCUGGCUGAAGGAAUGCGCAUGGAUUGGACGCUGACAAGUGCAUUCAGGUAACGUGGCCGACAAGAGCAGGGGUUCCCCUUGACCAGAGGCAUGGGGAGGGCGGCGCUGCAGCUAACGCUACCAUUUA